Leptosomus discolor (cuckoo roller) is the source of this 1640-nucleotide messenger RNA. NCBI's taxonomy places the organism in Eukaryota, Metazoa, Chordata, Aves, Leptosomiformes, Leptosomidae. The record is from RefSeq and is a predicted model, not a curated record.
GUUUUUAAUGCGAAAACAGCAGAGCUCUUGAGUCACCAUCAAGUUGAGAUACAGCAGAAAUUCCCUAAAGAAGGAUGGGUGGAACAAGAUCCAAAGGAAAUACUGAAGUCUGUCCAUGAAUGUGUGGAAAGGACCUGUGAGAAACUGCAACAACUGAACAUAGACAUCACUAACAUAAAAGCCGUUGGAGUCAGCAAUCAGAGAGAAACAACAGUGGUUUGGGACAAGACAACUGGAGAACCUCUUUAUAAUGCUAUUGUGUGGCUUGACCUGAGAACCCAGUCAACAGUUGAACGGCUUCUUAAAAGAAUUCCAGGGAAAAACAAAGCCUUUUUUAAGUUUAGGACUGGUCUUCCACUUAGCACUUAUUUUAGUGCAGUGAAACUUCGGUGGCUUUUGGAUAAUGUGGAAGAGAUUAGGAAAGCAGUUGAUGAUGGAAGAGCUAUGUUUGGGACUAUUGAUUCAUGGCUUAUAUGGAGUUUGACAGGUGGGAAGAAUGGAGGCGUUCACUGUACAGAUGUAACCAAUGCCAGCAGAACAAUGUUGUUCAACAUUCAUUCCUUGGAAUGGGAUCCUGAGCUCUGCCAGUUCUUUGAUAUUCCUAUGGAAAUACUCCCAAAAGUACGAAGCUCCUCUGAGAUUUAUGGCCUGAUGAAAAUCUGUCCUAGCCUGAAAUCUGGAGCCUUGACAGGUGUACCAAUUUCCGGGUGCUUGGGUGACCAGUCUGCUGCUCUUGUUGGGCAAAUGUGUUUUCAAGAUGGGCAGGCAAAAAAUACGUACGGAACAGGGUGUUUCUUGCUGUGCAAUACAGGUCAGAAGUCUGUGUUUUCUGAGCAUGGUCUUCUAACCACAAUAGCUUACAAAUUGGGCAGAGACAAACCUGUUUGUUAUGCACUAGAGGGAUCUGUUGCGAUAGCUGGUGCUGUUGUUCGUUGGCUGAGGGACAACCUGGGUAUUGUUAAGACUUCACAGGAAGUUGAAAAACUGGCUGCGGAAGUGGGGACUUCUUAUGGCUGCUACUUUGUGCCAGCAUUUUCAGGACUGUAUGCACCAUACUGGGAACCCAGUGCGAGGGGUAUUAUCUGUGGCCUUACUCAGUUUACAAAUAAAAACCACAUCGCCUUUGCUGCACUAGAAGCAGUCUGCUUUCAAACACGAGAGAUUUUAGAUGCCAUAAAUAAGGACUGUGGGAUACCACUGAAUCAGUUACAAGUAGACGGAGGAAUGACCAAUAACAAAGUCCUCAUGCAACUCCAAGCAGACAUUCUCUGUAUUCCAGUAGUAAAGCCAUCAAUGCCUGAAACAACAGCUCUGGGAGCUGCUAUGGCAGCAGGAGCUGCAGAAGGAGUUGGAAUUUGGAGUCUGAAUCCUGGAGAUUUGACAGCAGUGACAUGUGAACGAUUUGAACCACAGAUCAACCCGGAGGAAAGUGAAUUUCGCUAUGCCAGAUGGAAAAAAGCUGUGAUGAAAUCUAUGGGCUGGGAGACAUCUGAAGCUGCUUCAAACGGUACUGGUAAAUGACACUACUUAGUGGACUCUCUGGAUGCAGCUGAUUUGUUUUGUUUCAUUUUGUUUUGUUGUCUGAAGAGAUUCCACCACCAAUGUGAUUAUACUACUUGUGUGACCGAAUCCAUUCAUGA